UCCAGCUCAAAUGUGGAUGUGAAGACUAGGAAGAAGGAAGAAGUCUGUCAGUCCAUGUUAAUGAGCGUUGAACUGCAGCUCGGUCUUAAAUUGAGAUAAACUGUUCUAGUAAUGCUGGGACCGGACUGUUUGUGGUGAGUUCACGGACACUCUCUGGCAGCGGAAACAUGACUGUGCUGCCUUUACAGUCCGUGCUGUUAUGUCUCCUGCUUGUUGUGACACAUCAUGUGACCGAGGCUGCGCUGACACGGACGGCACUGGGGGAAGACGAGGGGAUCCGGGGUUCAUAUGAUGACACGAGCAUCUUCGGACCUAACCUGCCGUCCUCCGCAGGGCCAGAGCCGGGUGACCUCGCUGCCGGCUUUAAGGUCCCGACUCUGGACGGGGAGUUCGUGUACCAGCCCGGCGCCCUGAGGGGACCCCUGGUCAUUCACGCCUUCACUAACAAGUCCGGGUUUCUGGAGUGUCUGUGGAGCUCCGAAUCGUCCCUGAGCAGCCUGGUGGAGGAUCUACCGGACAGCACUCAGGUGCUCUUCGUGUCGCUGGACGACUCCGCGGUCAGCGAUGCUCUCUGGAUGCGGGAGCAGCUUCAGCGGGCCGCCAUGCACAGAAAGAAGGAGGUUCUGUCCAGACUGCACUUCUCUCCGGUGCCGGUCUUCGCUCUGGGUAACUGGAUCCCCAGUGUGCUUUACUACUGGAGCUGCAUGGGUCAUAACUGUGGUCUUUCCCAGGCUGUUUUCACUUGUGAGGGGUGGAACAUGCCUGUGAUUAUCAAGAGAUUAGAUGCCAGGUACGACUGGCUCAUGGUGCGCUGGAGUCUGAAGUCCUAUCCGUUGAUUGAUGCAGGAGACGGGUGUGAACCCUCCCCAUCGGUGGCAGGUGCUGUGGCCUGGGUGUCUGAGGGCAGCUGCUCUUUCUUCACCAAGGUUCAGAGCAUGGCCAGAUCCAAUGCCUCUGGUGUCCUCGUCUAUUCCCUCGCUGGUAACCCAAUCCAGGAUAUGAACUGUGUGGGAGAUGAAUGCUACUCGCCGCUGGGCAUCCCGGCUGCCAUGGUGCAUCACGAGCCUUCGGUUGCUCAGGCGCUCAGGUUUGGGCAGCAGGUGAACGUGUCCUUCCAGACCACCCCAUCCCCAAACUACUUCAUCAGUAUUGAUCAGCAGGGGGCACUGGCUGAGAUGGGCUGGUUCCUCUACCCCACGUUCAGCUUCAUCAACUGGCAGGCCCAGUGGUUUGAUUUCUCUACAGAUCUGCAGAACAAACUCCAAAGCCCUGCAAAAGUUUUUCCUGUUUUUGAUAAAGUCCAAAUGCAGGGGGACAAAGGAGCGGUGGCCACAAUCGACUUGCCUUACGGCUCAUUCGACUUUGACACGCUGGAGCUCGAUGCGUCGCUGUCGUGUCCCGGCAGGAGAGACUCGUCCUGUGCUCAGUGGGAUCACACAGUGCAGCUGUUUGUCUGCUGCGAUCCCCUCGGUCCGUACUGCAACGUGGAGCUGGGCCGAUGGAUCACCGCCUUCCGUAGAGGUAUCGGGCGCUGGCUGACAGAUGUGUCCCCUCUGAUCCCGCUGCUGGACAGCAAUAGAUGCACCUUCACCAUGAAGACGGUGCCGUGGGCGAUGCCUUGGAUCGUCUCCCUCAACCUGAGAUUCAGUGUCACCAAUCAGACAGCUAACUAUGUGGAGAAGCUUCGUCCCUUCAUGGUGACGUCACUGUACAAGGGGGGAACCUUUGACAAAAAUUACAACAAGAGGUACCAGCCAAUCAAAUUCCCCGUCCCGGCAUCAACAAAGAAGGUGGAGCUUCUUGCCGUCAUCACAGGACACGGCAGCGAUGAGAACGGCUGUGGAGAAUUCUGCAUCACCUCCCACCACUUCUUGAUCAACGCCGUUUAUAACAACAGCCGCAUAUUUGAUUCUGCAGGAACAGCUUUGGGCUGUGCGAUGCGGGUCAAAGAGGGCGCCGUACCAAAUGAACACGGCACAUGGCUGUAUGGACGAGGAGGCUGGUGUGAUGGACUACAGGUCAACCCCUGGAGGAUCGACAUCACCAAACAGCUGAACAUGAGCGGGUCUGAAUCCAACACUGUCGUCUAUUUUGGUUUGUUCGGGGGACGGGACCCUAAUCCAGCUCAGCAGCCGGGUUACAUCAUCAUGUCCUCUUUUCUUGUCUUCUACAAGUGAUGCCACUCAAUGCUGAUCUGAAUCAAUCAAUGAAUUAAUGAAUGUUUUACUGAAUGUACAAUCAAUUCAAAGAUUACAUUUCUAUUUUCUCACUGCCUUUUUACCGUUUCUUUCAUUUUUGCCGCUUGUAAAUAAUAAAACAGCACUGACAUUA
This is a messenger RNA of Amphiprion ocellaris (clown anemonefish), 2331 nucleotides long. RefSeq lists its product as uncharacterized. The transcript has 12 exons. Gene Ontology annotation, molecular function: oxidoreductase activity, acting on paired donors, with incorporation or reduction of molecular oxygen, reduced ascorbate as one donor, and incorporation of one atom of oxygen. The record is from RefSeq and is a predicted model, not a curated record. The coding region runs from base 168 to 2177 and encodes 669 amino acids. Lineage: Eukaryota; Metazoa; Chordata; Actinopteri; Pomacentridae.